AGCAUUUUCGCCAUCAUAUGUCUCUCUGUGGCUGCGGCGAGUGGUUAGAGCGCAAAAUCACGAUUCGGUAGAAUAGCCUAUAUUCGAAUACAAAUCAAACGGCGUAAAGCGGCCCGUAAGCCUACAUAGGCUAAUGGACUACAUUCGCUUACACCACUAGACGUUUUACCAGGGCCUCUGUUUUGGCGGCGCACAAAGCAAUGUGGAGCAAAUAAAGAUCGUGGUGACACUGAGACUCGAGAAUUUAGAGAAUGGGCUGUGUGCAAUGCAAGGACAAAGAAGCAACUAAACUAACGGACGAGCGCGACACCAGCAUCUCGCAGAGUGCCGGCUACCGCUAUGGAGCCGACCCCACACCGCAGCACUACCCCACCGGCUUCGGCGUCACCGCCAUCCCCAACUACAACAACUUCCACGCGCCGGGCAGCCAGAGCAUGACCGUCUUCGGAGGGGUCAACUCCUCCUCGCACACCGGGACCUUGCGCACCCGCGGAGGAACAGGUGUCACUCUGUUCGUGGCGCUGUAUGACUAUGAGGCGCGCACUGAGGAUGACCUGAGCUUCAGGAAAGGAGAGAAGUUUCAGAUCAUCAACAGCACGGAAGGGGACUGGUGGGACGCGCGCUCUCUCACUACGGGCGGAACCGGCUACAUUCCUAGUAAUUACGUGGCCCCCGUGGACUCCAUCCAAGCCGAAGACUGGUACUUUGGCAAGCUGGGCCGGAAGGACGCCGAGAGGCAGCUGCUGUCCACAGGCAACCCCCGAGGCACCUAUCUCAUCCGCGAGAGUGAAACCACCAAAGGGGCCUUCUCUCUGUCCAUACGGGACUGGGACGACGUCAAAGGCGACCACGUGAAGCAUUACAAGAUCCGCAAACUGGACAGCGGCGGCUACUACAUCACCACCCGAGCGCAGUUUGAGACGCUGCAGCAGCUGGUGCAGCACUACUCAGAGCGGGCAGCAGGGCUGUGCUGUCGCUUGGUGGUGCCCUGCCACAAAGGAAUGCCCCGUCUGACCGACCUGUCCGUCAAAACCAAAGAUGUGUGGGAGAUCCCGCGGGAGUCGCUGCAGCUCAUCAAGCGUCUGGGGAAUGGGCAGUUUGGGGAGGUCUGGAUGGGCACGUGGAACGGCACCACUAAGGUGGCGGUGAAGACCCUGAAGCCGGGCACCAUGUCCCCCGAGUCCUUCCUGGAGGAGGCCCAGAUCAUGAAGAAGCUGCGGCACGACAAGCUGGUGCAGCUGUACGCUGUGGUGUCCGAGGAGCCCAUCUACAUCGUCACCGAGUACAUGGGCAAAGGAAGCCUGCUGGAUUUCUUGAAGGACGGAGAAGGACGAGGGCUGAAGCUGCCAAACCUGGUGGACAUGGCUGCUCAGGUGGCCGGGGGGAUGGCCUACAUCGAGAGGAUGAACUACAUCCACAGAGACCUGCGGUCGGCCAACAUCCUGGUCGGGGACAACCUGGUGUGCAAGAUCGCCGACUUCGGCCUAGCCCGGCUGAUUGAGGACAACGAGUACACGGCAAGGCAAGGUGCCAAGUUCCCCAUCAAGUGGACAGCCCCAGAGGCUGCUCUGUACGGCAAGUUCACCAUCAAGUCAGACGUCUGGUCAUUCGGCAUCCUGCUCACCGAGCUGGUGACCAAGGGACGAGUGCCCUACCCAGGCAUGAACAACCGUGAGGUGCUAGAGCAGGUGGAGCGUGGCUACAGGAUGCCGUGUCCCCAGGACUGCCCCAGCUCCCUGCACGAGCUCAUGGUCCAGUGCUGGAAGAAGGACCCCGAGGAGCGGCCAACCUUCGAGUACCUGCAGGCCUUCUUGGAGGACUACUUCACCGCCACCGAGCCCCAGUACCAGCCCGGAGACAACCUUUAAGCCCAGCAGCGCUCCCGUGCGCCGCCGCCGCGCCACACCAGGCCCACACCCCAACCCCCCCCACCCCCACCCCCACCCGCCAGCCCCGCGCUCAGGGCCUGGACAGGGCCGGGAAGGACUACCGAUCGCCCUGGAACAAUCCCGCCAGCUCUCCCCAAAACCUGCCCUGCCUGCGGGGACAUGUGUACAGAGUCCGCAGUCCUCCAAACCGCCUCUCCACUAAACUCUCAGCUGUCAGAGUACUGACACACACACACACACACACACAUACACACACACACAAAUACACACCCUCUCUGACUAGGUGAAGGACUAUGGACUAGAGAAGGCAGGAUUUCUCAUCUGGCCAGAAGACUGGGGAAGGUGGGGGGAGAUGUGAUUUUGGGGGUGGGGGAUGGGUGGAUUUGCAAGGCAAGGUUGUUGUAUUGAGUGUAAAUAUGAACUGAUUGUUUGCUUAACCUCAUAAGUUCUUGUUUUGUUUCAGUUGGCCUGUUUUAGUUCUUUUGUUUUUUUUGUUCACCUUCAUGUUCUCUCUGCCAUAAGUCAUUUGUCUUCUGCAAAAUAAUUAUAAUCAGAAUAAAUGAAGUAAUUAAGAUUAAUCGAAAUAAUUCAUAAAGUAAGCACUGGAGAUAGACACAAUACUCUGGCGUUGAUAGCACAUAGAGAAAAGCUUAUUUUCUUGACUUUGUUAUGUUUUUAAACCUGAUAACACAUGGGACAACUUUUUGAGGAAUGUUGCAGGGCAGUAUUCCUCAUUAUUAUCAUGGUUCUGACAUGUUCCCGUUAAUAUUGGGCAACCGCUUUAAUUUAAUUUACGGUAAAUUAACGGUAGGCAAAUCAUCAUGAUGGUCAAUCACAAUAAGUGAAACUGUUUAUGUGGUUGCCCAGCAACUUGGCUAAAAAGGUUGCCCCAUGUAUUAUCACAUUUAGAAGUUGGAUGGAACUAUCCACAAACGGUCCUCAAAUUCCUCUUUUUGAACAGAAAAUGUGUACAAUGGAAGGGCAGAUUCUCUUGUAAGUUUAGUGUCUCAAUGUAUUAAUUCCUUAAAAAAAAAGAUCAUCUCAUUCACAGGCUUCGGGCAAGCAUGAGGAGGAAACUUUGUUUGGCACUGCCUCUGAAGAAGCUAGUUUUAGUUAGCCUAACUUUUUCAUCCAUGUAAAGUAUGUGUCCUCUUCAGACGUAAUAGUUGUAAGGCUAAUGCUGUAACAGAGUUAUUUUACAAGCAAUUUAUGUUACAUUUUUGUAAUUACAGCCAAACAUGUAAUAAUGAAACAUUUGAACAUAUCUCUUUGCGCUUAUAUUGCAAGGUUUGAACAUUUUUACCCAAAAACGACCAGUACAGGUAUUUAGUGUCAACCAGAGCGACAUGUUUGUUUAAUAAGAAAAAGACGUGUCCACAAUAAGUGUCCACUUAUUUGACCCUGUAUGCAGAGCACCGUAAAGCAGCCAUUCCGUUGCAUCUCAUAUGUCUUUCUCCUUGCGUGUGACGCCAUGUAGCGUUGAAGAAAGGUCACUGUUUUCCCUUCACCCUCUGUCUGCAGCGGGCGAGACUGAAGUGGGUAUGUAGGGCAUGGGGGUGAUGAAGGACCCCGCCCUGCCCCACCCUACCACACCCUCCCAUGUCCCCCUCAUGUGCACCUCAAUAAUCACCAAUCACUCUGGGCCUGUAUGCAUAGCACUUCCACAACCUUCUGCCAAUCAUGUCUGAACCACAUCCUCGUAGGGAUUUUUUUUUUGUUUUGUUAUUGAAUCUUUUACUGACCCGGAUGUUAUUCAGUCUUAAUUCCUAUAUUUUAUUUAACCAGUAGGUGGAUAAUGAGUUGGCUGAGAAUGGCGCAGCAACCAUACUCAUCACAUGUGACCUGUGUGCCCACUGGGAGCUGGUCUGUGAAUCAGAAUCAGAAUAUGUUUCUUAAAAGAUCUUUUGUUUGUUCAGUUUUACAUUAUGGUUAAGAAAGAAAUGUCAGUAUUCUUGUUCAUUUUCUCCAUUCCCAUGUUUUAACAUGACCAUUUUGGUUAACUCAUUGAUUUGCCAUUUGACAAUAAAAAAAAAAAAACAAUAAGCAUUUUA
Alosa sapidissima (American shad) is the source of this 3940-nucleotide messenger RNA. RefSeq names its product FYN proto-oncogene, Src family tyrosine kinase b (gene fynb). Bases 252 to 1868 code for a protein of 538 amino acids. The record is from RefSeq and is a predicted model, not a curated record. Gene Ontology annotation, cellular component: extrinsic component of cytoplasmic side of plasma membrane. Gene Ontology annotation, biological process: innate immune response; cell surface receptor protein tyrosine kinase signaling pathway; protein phosphorylation. The transcript is spliced from 13 exons. Gene Ontology annotation, molecular function: signaling receptor binding; non-membrane spanning protein tyrosine kinase activity; ATP binding. NCBI's taxonomy places the organism in Eukaryota, Metazoa, Chordata, Actinopteri, Clupeiformes, Clupeidae.